AUGGAACCCCCCAAAAGACAAUGGGACCCAAGUGCGCCCGCCAUGCUCUGGGCUCACGAAAUGCGCCGCGAAAACAUCCAACUCGUCAACCAAAUCGACCUCCUCCAAGCUGACCUAUCCUCUGCUCUAAGUACCAUAAACACCUUGAAAGAGACCAUUGACGUGCUCACCCUGCAGUUACAGCAUUCCCAGCACGAAGCGGAUCUCCGACAGAACAGCUUCGAGAAGAAGCUCAGCGAACUGGAAGAAAGCUACCAACGCCAACUUACCUCGGCACUUGGGAGGAUCCAAACGCUACAGAACGAGAACUCCCAAGUGAGAGGCAACCUGGAUGCCUUUGAGACAAAGUACGCCGCGCAAGCUGCCGAGUGGUCGCGGUUGAUGGAAGGGUUGUUGUGUAGCAAGAGAGAUACUGCAAGGAGUGGGGCUGGAGGUCAUAGUUCGCUGGGAUCUCUGGAAAACAACCAAGGCUAG
This is a messenger RNA of Aspergillus ochraceoroseus IBT 24754, 474 nucleotides long. RefSeq lists its product as uncharacterized. The coding region runs from base 1 to 474 and encodes 157 amino acids. The transcript has a single exon. The record is from RefSeq and is a predicted model, not a curated record. Lineage: Eukaryota; Fungi; Ascomycota; Eurotiomycetes; Eurotiales; Aspergillaceae.